Molecule: messenger RNA, 11689 nt
Organism: Tachysurus vachellii
Lineage: Eukaryota; Metazoa; Chordata; Actinopteri; Siluriformes; Bagridae
Product: SRC kinase signaling inhibitor 1-like
Exons: 18
Coding region: 268-3597 (1109 amino acids)
Biological process (GO): regulation of dendritic spine morphogenesis
Cellular component (GO): postsynaptic density; actin cytoskeleton; cytoplasm
Source: RefSeq, a predicted model, not a curated record
UCCAGUAGAAUGGGCUUGAAGCUUUGACACACACACACACACACACACACGAGCACCACGUUGACCAGCAGGCAAACCGGUGCUCCUUGGUUUCCUAGAACCGACAGAUCUGAGUGACAGAUGGAAGACAAGUGGGGGAAAAUAGAGGAGGAUGGAGACUAGAAGGCAAAGCAUGAAAAGAGACAAGGCUGUGUGAGAACGGAGGGAUCAGUUGGAGGAGAGGAAACCGCAGCUCGAGCAGAUCUGGCCAGGUGAGACGAAGGUAGGAUGAUGCGAGGGGAGCAUGGAGAAUACCAACGUCAGUACCACACACUGGGCAACACGGCCCGCCGCUUCUCCAAUCCAGACGUUGAGGCGAUGGCCAAGAUACAUGCCGCGGAUGCUGAGAGACAGCGGGGCAAAUAUCCACCACAGCAUGCUGCGACCCUCGUCAGUGCCAACUGUUCACGCCAGCAGCAACCACAUUACUGGAGCUUUAAGGCGAGGACUCCGCGUGCCAGCGGUGGAGGUCAUCAGUCUCUUGCUGAUCAGGGAGGAGGCCGGUCGUUGUACGCCUCGGCAGAGAAUCUAGAGACCAUGGGCGACGCUGAUCUUGCUCUUGGCUUCAGCCGCUCCAACCGCCUCCGACAGAGCCUGCCGCUUGCCCGUUCUCCCAGCCAAAACAAGUUCCGCCCACCAGGCGUUUUGUUCCUGCAGUUUGGCGAUGAGACACGGCGUGUUCACCUCAGCCACGAGCUGAGCAGCAUGGAGACACUGCAUGCACUGAUUGUGCACGUCUUCCCUCAGCAGCUGAACAUGAGUGCACUCCGCUCGCCUGCUACUGCCAUCCUCAUCAAGGACGAGGCACGCAACGUCUUCUACGAGCUGGAUGACCCUCGCCGGAUCCACGACCGCUGUGUCCUCAAGAUCUACUGCCGAGAUGCCGCGUUCACCACUCACCACCACGCGCAUCAUGGCCACGUCACUAACGGAGACCUGAGGAGGGAGCUAGCAUACACAUCGCGUGAAUCUUCUCCCACUCGCCGCUUGAACCCUUCAUCGUCCUCUCCGUCGGCCUCCCCGUCCCGCCCACACUCCCGCCUUGCUUAUGCAUCUGUCCGGCCUUCGUCGUACGCUGGUCCACCCCCUUCCCCUCAGCCCCACCCUUACCAGCACCAGAACACCAACCAUCCUGCCUUCUGCCCCUCCCCAAGUGCCAUCCUGGAGCGACGUGACGUCAGACCGGACGAGGAGGCACCAGCAUCACCAUCAAAGAGCGUGGUGCUCCUAAAGAACGAGGCGGCGUAUGCCGAUCCGUAUGCACUCGUCCAUGGUGUGGCUUCAGCCCAGUCACUUGCUUUCCGACGUGGCUCGCUGCGGGCCCUGAGUCCAUAUUCAGCUGCUGCUCUGCAUUGUGAACUAGAUGCUGCCCUCUACAGGCCUGGAGGGCCGCUUUAUGGCGAGCCUUAUGGCCCGAUGGGCUUCCGAACUUUACCACCUGCAUCACCACAGAAGCUGGAGCCGUACAGGGGUCACUCGGGUCGGGGAUCACCGGGAAGGCAAGGCUUUCGAAAAGAUGGGACGGUGUACGUUGAGGGUCAUAAAGCGCGCGUCGGGGGCCCACUGCUAGACCAGAUGUGUGUGAUGGGUGGAGCAGGUGGUGAGGGAGUGGCACUGGCAGGAUAUGAAACUGACACGAGGCAACGAAUGGAGGCCAUGGAGAAACAGAUAGCCAGUUUGACAGGUCUGGUCCAGAGUGUCCUUACCCGUGCCCCCGACAGUCCCGACAAGGCAGAAACAGCAAGCGACUGCUCAGCACCUGAGACCACGACUCCCUCGGCUCCUCUGGCCCUGAUGCCACCUCCGCCCACUGGCAUGUCUCAGCCGAUUACAAUGUCUCGUUCCCAAAUGCAGCUGCAUCUUAGCGACUUGCAACGGAGUACUCUGGAACUACGCAAGCAGCUUUCACAGUUACGCAAAAUACAGAUGCAGAAUCAGGACUCGGUGCACACUUUGCUGAGGCAAGCAGAGGCCGAUUUGGGUCUCUGCCUGAUCGAAGCAUCUCGGAUGCAAGAAGAUCCUCUACAACGCCAGCGCCUCCUAGUGGAGGAAGAGAGGCUGCGCUAUCUCAAUGAAGAGGAACUGAUUAUACAGAAGCUACAUGACCUGGAACGUUCAGUAGAGGAAAUGAAGACAGGGGCGGGGUUAAACCAUCGCUUGGUAACAGAACAGGAAGUGGAACAGAAAACUCAAGAGCUCGAGAAGCUCGGAGAGACACUGACCAAACUUAAGAAUCAAUUCCCAACGCUGCAAAGUAAAAUGCGCGUGGUGCUGCGAGUCGAGGUCGAGGCAGUGAAGUUUCUGAAGGAGGAACCGCUGAGGCUUGAUGCUUUACUGAAACGCUGCAGAAACAUGACAGACACACUCACAUUGCUCAGGAGGCAGGUAUCCGAAGGCUUAUGGAAGACUCCAGAAGACUUCAGCAGCUGCAGCGAUAUAGAUUUUACAAAGAGCUGUGAUCUGGACAUUUUAACCAGCCCUUCUCUGACCAGUCUUCCUGACUUCACAGGCAAUUUAACAAGCUCUAGUGGUCUGUCAGGCUCCUUGACAACAAACUCUGCUAACAUAGGCUCUGGUUCCAGUCUGUCUAGUGCUCUUGGCACCAGUCUGGGCUCGAGUAUGAGUGGUGCUACAGGUUUAGCAGGCACUACCACACUUGGGAACUGGCUGGCAAGCACAGGAGUUGUGGACAGCAGCAUACCCGAGCAGGAUGGCACCUCAGCAGGAACACUAAAGAGCCGUGGCAUUGAGGAUCUGCCUACACGGAGAGAAACGGACAAAGGGGUGUCCGUGGAAGUCCGUCUGGCAGCAGAGCGUGAUUGGGAAGAAAAGCGGGCAAGUUUAACCCAGUUUAGUGCCCAGGACAUAAAUCGUCUCCUGGAGGAGACACAAGCAGAGCUGAUGAAGGCCAUUCCAGAUCUGGAUUUUGCUGCCAAGCAGAUCACCAAACCUGCUGUUCCCCCAAAACCACAGCUCUCUUCUUUACCCAAGCCUGCCUCACCAUCCUCCACACCCAGCUGUACACCUGAACACCAACCGGGAAAGCCGCCACCUAAACCAGCUGGCAAGGAUGGCAUUCAAAGAAGAGAAUCAGGGGAGUUGACCGUUCCAAGGUAUAGAACAGAGAAGCCGUCCAAGUCUCCACCACCUCCGCCACCACGCCGCAGCUUCCCAUCGGGGCACAGGCUCACGACCAACAGCAGCGGAGAGGUCAUCAUUGUUAACAAGGGUGUUAAUAAACCGGAAAAGAACGAAAACUGUGAGGAGUCAGAUUCACUAGUCCAGUCUCAAACACAACCUGUUAAACUCAGACGACCUUCAGCAUCUGACGGGCCUCGGCCCUCCUCCACGCCGCCAGUUAUUUCUGCUUCUGGGAUGAAAGAGGAUGAGGAUGAGGAGGAGAAGAUCAUGGCAGAGCUUGAGAAUGCAGGAACUCCUCAAGGGUCGGUUAAGACGUCGUCGUCGUCUCGUCUGAAACAGCUGCAGCAGAGCAGUCUGGAGCGGAAAAACAGGAAGCAGCGCGAGCAGCAAGGCCAGCAGCAGGUAUUUCACUUCUAAACAGCUACUGGCGUUAAUGCUUCCGACAAAACCUGAUGCCUGCUACGCUAGCACCGUACACUGAUGAAACUUGCUAGCUGAGUGCUAGUCUGUUUUUGCUAGCACUUAAGGACAUUUGAAGUCGACACACAAGUCGCUAAGCACAAUAAUGAUCACCUGUCAAGUCUGAAGCUAGACUUUUUUUUUUGACCAUGGGCAUGAUGUCUACCUCUCUGCAGGGGGUUCAACCAUUCAGCAGACCCCAUUUAAGAGCUUUCAGGAUUUUUUUGCUUCCUCCAUCUUCAUACUAAACAGUACAGCUCCAAAGUUAUGCCUCAAGCUCACACAAACUUCCUGUAAUGUGUCACAGCAGAGCAAGUCCUCGUAAUAAAAAAAAUUACAAAAAAGCCGUCGGGUCACUUUGCUCAUGUCACGCACUCGUUUUUAUUUUCUCCUUCUUUUUCCUGCUCUCGUGUAUAGCUGCAGUCUACUGAGCAUACUGGGGGGACUUUACCUUCUGUUAACCAAGGGUUAUUAAUCAGUUUACAUCAUUACAAACUGCACUGCAGGGCUUCCUGUUUUCUACAUCUAAAGAGUUGUUGCCCUUCUGUCAUUUUCCCUAUGGACUGUAGACACCUCUUUCUACUAUGCUGUGAUCUCCAAAAAAAGAAAGAUAGACUAUAGCAUUUUACCUUUUCCCUUACCUCAAGACAAAUUUGGUGUUUAAUAUGGUUUAGAUGUCCAACAAUAUAUCUAACUGUAUACUUAGAAGAAGUUUGAUGUAAUUUACUGAAUGUAUUUGUUAUAUAUAUUGUCUCACAGAUCUUGGCUUGCCCGUAGUUACAUAACACUAACCAGUGAUUUUAAACUUUAGCAAAAUGGCAAACGCAGGAGGUCUGCAUGAUCCGUCUUUACUGGCUCAGUAUUGUCCUCAGUUUCACUCAUAAACAGGUAAGACAUGAAAGAACAAACCCAAAGUCUAAAACGCACCAUAGUGAAUGUUUUAAAACUGAAUAAAUCCAAUGUUUCUGAUCAAAUGUAAGCAGAAGAUGAAAGCAGAUGGUGAAUAGGAAACGAAAAAGCACUUCAGAGAUGAAGCAGAGAAAAGGGAAGCACUCCAAAGACUCUCGAGUGACUCUUAUCUGCAAGGGCAGCUUUGCAAAGUCACAGUGCAUCAGCUAUUGCCAAAGAAAGAAAAUGGAGAGAGAGAGAGAGAGAGAGAGAGAGAGAGAGGUGGGAAAGGACAAGUAAGCACUGAAGGAAACAGAGUGAGUGCAUUAGAGACCAUUAGCUCUCCAUGAAAACCUUAUCUAGCUAGCUGACAGACAGCAGUCCAAUGAGGCUUGUUAAUCCCCCGUAACUGAUCCAAGGAGGAAAUAGCGACAGAGGAAGAUGAGAGAGAAAGUGUCUGGAGACUCAAAAGGGAAGACAUUCUCCACUAGGUGAUGUGGAAUUAGGUCAAGAAAAGUAAACUACCGAGUGUGUGAACAUUGAGUGAUGUUCCUCGGAUGAACACAGGACAAUCUUUAUUAUACAGUAGGAAAGGAGGUGAGACCAUUAGGAUGUCCAUGUUUACCAUCUACAAAAGCACAAAGUCAAUCACGAGUGUAAGAUCCAAUCAGAACUGGAGCAUAGACCAAAGCGGAACUCAGGUUUGUUUGAGCCUUGAUCUUCGGAGCCAGUGGAAACCGCGUGGGCAGGGCUGAGAUUGGUUUGGGCCUUGAUCAUUUGAGCCAAUAGAAAUAAAGUGGGCAGGGCUGAGGUUUACUUGGAUGAGUAGCUUCACACGAGACCUGACUAACACCACUCACAUAGACUAUGAUUAUUUUUUCAAUCUUCCUUCCAGUAUUGUUUGCAUCUCUGAAUAUUUCAUCGAUGCGUCAAUGAAAUUUCUAAGCUUGAUGACCCGUACCCCUAAAGUGCUCAUAUACAGUAUUCACUUUUUUGACCUGAUAAAGCCACAAGCGAUCCUUGAGCUGGAGCCAGGGAUACCAAGAGAUUUAGUGUUCAGAAUCAGAAUUAGAGUCUGUAUUUAGACAGCUUUAUUCAGCCUGUCUGAAGAACUGUAAAAACUCACUGAACCUUAGCAAGCCAUUCAGUCUGGUCACCAUGCAGUGUGUGGUGUGAGCACCGUGGACGAAACCACAGCAUGACUCAGAUGCCAACCAUCUGUCAGAGACGUGGUUGAAGCCAGGCAGUUUCUGCUUUGUACCCAGCCAGAGGUCAGGCUAAUUUGGCAUGCUAGCAUGCCCUGUGUGCUGCCUCUUCACAGAAAACAGCCUUGAUACGAGUCUGAAGCUCAGUCUGGUAAUAAAUCUAAUUAAUCCUCUGUCUGUGAGCCAUUUUGGCUAAAGAAAGCAGAAGCAUCAAUUAUAUGCCACCAUUUCUGUGGAAGAGAUGUUUUAUUCAAUCAAAGUCAAAUGGAUUGCUCCUAAGGUCAUUGAUUAGCAUCUGAAGGUGCCAUCAGGCCAUGUUUACAAUUUAUACAGCGUGUGUGUUCAUGAUUUAUGCCAAGUGAUUGUGCUGAAGUUUUUUUGCUUAGCAGAGAUCUGCUCUUUUUGAUGUCACUGAACAAAAGGUUCUGGUAGAAGAACAUAUUAAUUAAAUAAUGCUUAAUAAUCAGAGUUGAAAAUUGCAAUAGCUCAAGCCAACAUUGUUUGUUUUGGUGCUGUGGGAGAAGUUCCUCAGAGGCAGGCUAAAAUCACAAGGCUAGCAUGAGGUAACACACGUACUGUAGUGUGUAAAUCCAGGCUUAAAUCCUUUUUAAACAAAAGUUAAAGGGACGUUUGCUACAAAACAUAGGCUAACGCAGAGAACACAUAUUAGACGUCUGACCUGAAAUUGUUCCAUAGCUGAUUGCUGCACUGCUUAAAUCUUCAUGGGCUUCAUGGACAAUUUCCAUAGGAUAAUAAAGAAACUGUAGAUGAUCGUGCUUCUUCAUUGCAGUUCAAUGUUAACUGGUGAAUUACCUGCUGAAAGCUGAUUGGUUGAUUAGGGCUAGAAGGUAAUAGUCAGCUAUUUUACUGCUUUUCAACCGCAAGACUGGUGCAGUAGGUGGGGCCAAACUUUCAUUAAUCUACUUACUCGUUCCUUACACUUGCAGCUUAAUACAUAAAUUCUUUCAGUGUAAAUAGCAAAUAAUUUUAUAAGUCACCGAACAAAACCAAACUGAAUAACAAGGUCUGUGUGUAAGUGAGUAACAUUGCAGUUAAACUUGUAGAACGUUUGCUGCAACGUUAGCCUCAAAGCUGUAAUGCAAAUCAUUUGAAACAGUGUAGAAUCCGAACACUGUUUUUGAGGUAAGUGGAAAAUUGUGUAAAACUGAUGUCUUAUUAAAGUAUCCCAAAGAUUUCUAUUUAUUCAGCUCCUUUUUUUUUGGGUCACAGCAUAAUUCCACACCAUAUUGUACUUUGAUAGUGAAAUGAAUAGUAAAAGUAAAAGGGCGUGUCCAAACUUUUCACCAGUGUCCAGCUGUACAGCAGGAAGUCCUCCAACACUGUUUGUAUGCGACAGAUAUUUUUUUUGUUUUUUAAUAGGGUUGUUUUGUUUGUUUUUACAAUUUUAGCCAUCCAAUUAACAGUUUUGUGUCUUCUCUUUUUUCCACCCUCAAUCACCUCUCCUUACUUGCUUGUUUGCUUGCUUCAUGCUUGCAAUUCUCUCCACUGGCUAAUUCGCAUUCUGUCAUUGCUUUAAAAAAAUGAUUAUUUGGCAUGCAUCAGGCAUAACCGAAUGCUGUGUUUCAUGCCCUGAAGAAAGGAAAUAAAAUUCUGAUUAAGGCCUAUUCUUUUUCAAAUAAAUUGAAACUUUUUUCAAACCUAUCCUACUAGAUCUAAUAAACAGAUUUGCACUUUUUGUUUCCUGAGGCAUAACCCUUUUUGCAAGUCAAUUCCCGUUUCCCUUUCUAGCCAAUCACAGCCUCUUUUUCUCCUUACUGGCAUGUUGCCAUUAAUUUCAGCCAAUCUCUGUCCUUCGCUCUGUCCUCCCCUGAGAUCUGAUCCUAUCCAAGGUGAUUAUACCAUGAAGGUGAACUGCGAGGACGACGCAUGCACCGGACCCUGAGUAGGAAACUGAACGUCAGGCUUGAACAUGUUAUAAUACAUUAGGGUAAGUUAGAGUAAUUAAAUGUAAUAAUGUAUCACUGUAUGUACAGGUAAAUAACAUCAACAUCAGCACCACGGGGUAUUUAAUCUGCAGCCCAUAUGCAGGUGUGCGGUGAGCAAAUGUAAAUUCAUGUAUUGGGAUCAAAAAAACUGCACUUCAUAAAAGCAAAAAGAUUUAACAAAAUGCUGUGUUUUUUUUUUUAAUUCAAUUUCUUUAGUUUUGCUCUGGAGCUGCAAGUCUAUAGCUAACAUAAUAUAACUAAUAAAAUAUCUAAGCUUCACUAAUAGUCUCUCACCCCUUUAACUUUUUCAAAAAAAUAAAUAUUAGGCUCUUCCUGUACUUGAUUUGACGUUAAUAAGCUAUCUUUAGUAAUAAAAAACAUGUUAUAGAAACAACAACAACAACAACAACAAUAAUAAUAAUGUCACCACCUGGAAGUUGAUGGAUUUCCUUUGUUCUUAGUUGUCCUUUUUUGUAACUAAUGUCCUUAGUUACUGUACUUUUCUAUGAUGUAACUGUGGAACAUCUACACUAAGUCAGUUACGCUAUAGAAAGCUAUAAACUCUCAAGUUACCAACUACAAUUUAACAAACAGUUUAUCAUGUUACAGAGGAACCGGAAAGCACAACCUUCUCUGCCCUGAAGAUUUUCCUGAAGCGUACAAGUUUUUGCAACACGCUAAAAAAAAAAAAAAAAGGUCAAAUAAAAAUCUCCUUACAGCCAGUUUGUUAAAUGUCUACUAAACAAGUCUCUGCACAAGUUGUUACUAUAGAAACUAUGAUCUAUUAGAAGUAUCACCUUAAUCAGUCACUGUUCAGAUUUUAGAUUUUCUGACUUUGAAAUUUGCGAUUUAUCUUCUUAUGUUUUUGAACUGUUGAAACUGCAAACACAUGAAAGGUCUUGCAGAAGAUUUGCGGAAAAUCGGCAGUAAUUUAGGAGAAUUGCUGCUGUAGAAAAUGAUUUAACAACUUUCUGACUGGGGAGCACGGUGGCUUAGUGGUUAGCACGUUGGCCUCACACCUCCAGGGUUGGGGGUUCGAUUCCCACCUCCGCCUUGUGUGUGUGGAGUUUGCAUGUUCUCCCCGUGCCUCGGGGGUUUCCUCCGGGUACUCCGGUUUCCUCCCUCGGUCCAAAGACAUGCAUGGUAGGUUGAUUGGCAUCUCUGGAAAAUUGUCCGUAGUGUGUGAUUGCGUGAGUGAAUGAGAGUGUGUGUGUGUGCCCUGCGAUGGGUUGGCACGCCGUCCAGGGUGUAUCCUGCCUUGAUGCCCGAUAACGCCUGAGAUAGGCACAGGCUCCCCGUGACCCGAGGUAGUUCGGAUAAGCGGUAGAAGAUGAAUGAAUGAAUGAACUUUCUGACCGAUUCACAAUCCAGUUGUAUAAAAUCUUUCAGGCUUCCAAUAUAAAUCCCGAAUUACACUUUGUAGGCAGGGCAUGGAUGUUGUGCUUUAAACCAUCAAUAACUUAAAACUUGACCACCAGGUAGUUAUUUUAUUAAUAUUUAUUAACUGGACUUCUAUUGACUUCUAGUUUAGUCUUGUAGCAUCAGUGCACAACUAAAAAAAAAGAAAAAAAAAAGUCAAAAAUUGUACAAAUUGGAUUGUUCACCACACCAUAAACACCUCUAAACAAACAGAAACCUAACAAAUUACAUAGCACUUUCGAAGAGACCUCACUAUCCACGAAACGCAUAUACGAAAUUAGCAACCAACUGUGAUAACUGUGACAAAUUUAGAUGUAUUUAUUACCAAAAUUGUGUUUAGGAAAUACUCCUAUAUAGUGUUUGUAUGAUUAGAAUCUUUUGUAUUUUUGUAUUUCAGAAGGAAUGAGUACACAGAGAAAUCUGGAAAAAACAAAACAAAAAAAUGCUAAGCUGUCGAGCGAGGUGUGCUAAUUUUGUGUGACAGAAAGCUAACAUGCUAUAUUCAAUUAGAGUUGUAUAUCUAUAUAUAGAUAGAUAGAGAGAAAGAGAAAGAGUUUAUUCUAAAAUAUUAAUCGAAUGCACAAGAGUGAUAGUGAGAAAACCCACUUUUUUUAAUAGUCAUUUCACUUAUCUUUUUAAAAUCAGUAAGCAUAACUAUUUUUUUUAACGGAUAAAUGUUACAUAUUAAUUCAUUAUUAAUUGGAACUCUUUCCAGUUUUGAAUAAUUAUUAUUAUUAUUUUUUUUUUAAACCCCCACAAGAUUUAGGUGUUUUAUCUGUAAACCCGUUAAAGACAAUCAGAGCUGUUUUAGACGUGAUUCUACACGUAUUUUACACACUAUAAGGCGCACAACGAAAGCUCCGCCUGCCUUUUCUGUUGUUUUUAUUGGAUAUUCCUUUACUCUUGUAGUCUACAAAGUUUCACGUCCCAUUAUUGUAGCUAUACUUCACGAUUAUAUGGUUUUUGUUCCAUUACAAUGAAUUUUUGUGUUGUCAUUUUUAAGGGCAGUAUUUAUUUUUCUUUUUUGUUUUUUUAAUCCCGUUGGUGUUGCCGUAAUUAAGGGCUGUAUUGUUUUUUUAUCCCAUUAUAGUUUUGCUGACCUGUUCCUUUUGCCACCCCAGUAGUUUUCUCCCCUUAACCUGUCCCAAUAGUUUUGACUUCUGCCAUAGUUUUUGUCCUCUUAGGGUUACCGUUGUCAAAGAGCUGUGUUGGUUUUUCCCUUCUAUUCGUAAUGCCACCCUCAUCCUUGUUGCCAUAGUUAAGACUCCCAAAAGUGUUGACACCCUGUUAAUUUUUGUGUUGUUACUGUUUCUGCACUUUUUUCCUGUUAGCUUUGCUGCCAUAUUACUGUUUGUCUCCGUAGCAUUGCUGUACUUAUGGUCUGUAUUGUUUUUCCUCCAUUUAGGUCUGCGGUCCUGUUACCGUUUGACCUUUUAAUGUUGCCGUAUUUAAAUACGUGGUGUUGUUUUUGUCCCAUUAGAGUUGCCGUUACUUUUUUCCUGUUAGUGUCACCAACUCAUUUGUUUUUUGUCAUGUUAGUUUCGCUAGAGUUCAGCCAAUGCUACAGUCCUGAUAUUAAUCUAGGAGUGGAGCUACUGUAAAUCAAUUAAACGCAAGAGAAAUACACAUUGUUCUGCGUCUUAGAGUUUGUAAAAUAUCUUACUAAAUGAUGGUAUAACUGCAGUGGACUUUUAGUCAUUGCUGCUAGCCCUGCUGAAGAGGAUUUUUACAAAACUCUCGACUCAGACACCGAGCCAGUUUGAUUCAGCCCUGAAAAGAUGGCCGCUGGCAUUAAACAAAAUUCCCUCUUUUAUACGUGUCGCACUUUUAAUUCUUGGGCAGUGAAGCAUAUUACAGAAGCACAGAUCUCUUGGCUCUUCAAUCUGCUUGUCUGCUGAGAAAGCACACAUAGGGGUCUCCGAAUGAGCGUGAAACAAAAAGUGUAGAAAAUCCUUAAAUGUACAUAUUCUGUGUUAUUCCAGUGUACUAAUUUAGUGACUUUGUAUGUAAAUUUUUUUUUAAACGUUAAUAACAAGAUGUUAGUGAGAAAACAAUCCAGGCUCAUGCAAAAUUCGUAAGAUUCCUAACGAGCGAGAGCAAUUGAGACACAUUUCAUUUGGAGGAUGAUUUCCACCCACUCGCUCGAGCGAAUUCUUGCGAAUUUUGCUUUCGUGAGUCCACGUUGGCGAAACUGCAUGUACUUGAAGUCUGCAUGCAGAAGCAACUCUGUACACUGUUUUUGAGUGUAAAAUAGAAAUGAAUUCUGUAUAAAAAAAAACACAUACAAAACAUAUUUUUUUGUUAAAAGAUAGUAUCAUAUCACGUACGUGUCGGGAGUCGAUCUGGCUCACACGCUUUACUGUCGUCUGUAAACCUCGUAACAAAAACUAUUGUUCAAAACUGUGAUUAGAACAAUAAAGACUGAAUGCAUAUUUCCAACCGAUAUGAAUAACAGCUGUAUGGAGAAAUUAUAAUGCUGCUCUUGUGGGGUUGUGUGGGGGGAAAUUAUGAAACUUACUUAUGUACCAGAGACUGUUGGUUUUGUAUAUUACUGUUGUGUUUUUGUGAGUAUUAAAGUGUUCAAAUCUUGUA